AUGAUACCAAUGGUACUGCCGCAUAUCGAUGAGCAGCUCGAUAUGAACUUCGCGCAAAUAGAAGUGAAUGUUUACGAGCGCAAUAAAGAAAAUGUUCAAUUGAUACAGCAAUUGGCUAACAUCGAGGACAUACUGGAAUCACCGAUCGAUUUGAAUAUCAGUUAUAUGAAAGUCAUAGAAUUAAAUCCUUUGCUGUGGUACAAUUACAACGUUAUGCCGAAGAAACUGAAACUCACCAAUACUGGAUACACCGUGAUUCUCAGCGGAAAAUGGGAGGCAGAACGGCCGUAUUUGCGGGACGGUCCUUUUGCGAGUAAUUAUGUUUUCUCGCAAAUCCACUUUCACUGGGGCGAGACCAAUAUGGACGGCAGCGAACACUACGUCGACGGUGGGAGCAUGCCAAUGGAACUGCACGCGGUGCAUUUCAAGAGUGAUUACGAGACCCAGGAAGCGGCUCUUCGCAGGGACGACGGUGUCGUCAUUUUAGUAUAUUUAUUUGAGUUACAGGCAGAUCAUAAUCCACUUUUAGACGGUAUCCUGAGGGCACUGCCUUUGGUCCAAGCAGCUUAUUCUUCUGUCCGUCUAACGCCCUUCCUCAUAACGAAUAUUAUGCGAUGCUUUCAACGCGAUUACUUCGUGUACUGGGGAUCUGUGAAGAUGAUAAGUUACAGGAACAGCGUACUUUGGGUAAUAAGCAGAGAACCGGUAGGAAUAUCUAUGGAGCAAGUUGCACAGUUCCGCACGCUGUACGACAAGCGUGAAGUGCCGCUUUUGACAAAUUGUCGGCCGUUGCGAGACAGAGGCGAUAGGAGCGUCUUUCAUGUAUGCCCCAGUGGAACUACACACGCAACGCUUCUGUCCAUUCCACGCGGUGACACGUGUAUUCAUCAGGGCGAUGCCGCUGAUAAUGACAACAAUGCAACGUGACGCGCUCUGGUUAUA
Molecule: messenger RNA, 942 nt
Organism: Odontomachus brunneus
Lineage: Eukaryota; Metazoa; Arthropoda; Insecta; Hymenoptera; Formicidae
Product: carbonic anhydrase 1-like
Exons: 6
Coding region: 1-927 (308 amino acids)
Cellular component (GO): cytoplasm
Molecular function (GO): zinc ion binding; carbonate dehydratase activity
Source: RefSeq, a predicted model, not a curated record